Molecule: messenger RNA, 936 nt
Organism: Plutella xylostella (diamondback moth)
Lineage: Eukaryota; Metazoa; Arthropoda; Insecta; Lepidoptera; Plutellidae
Source: RefSeq, a predicted model, not a curated record
UCUGUGGUUGCAGACCUAAGCAAAAGGGAUACCUAUUUCAUUUAGCCGUAUAACUAUUUGACAAUUGAAAUGAAACUGACGCUGUCAUCUGUCAGUGUCAGUUUAUCAUUUAUCGAUCGGUCGCUUGUGUUUGGUUGUUGUGUUUCGCGUAUUGUGUUAUUUGCAAAGUUAUUUCGACGUUUUUGCUAAGAAAUGGAAAGAAAACCAAGGCAAAUUAGAAGGAAAAAUAGGAGCGCUAACUGGAUACCCGCCGAAAAGAUUCUAUUAAGGAAACUAGUAAGGCCUCACUUAUCAAUAAUUGAAAAUAAAAGAACUGACUCUGAAACCAACCACAAGAAAAGAGAAGCUUGGAAUGCACUUUGUAAUAGCUUCAAUGAACUUAGUACAAUUGGAAUACCACGCACUGUUGUGAAUUUAAAAACUCAGUGGUGCAUAAUGAAAAUGGAGCAGAAAAGAAAAAGACUUGCCGCUACAUGGAUCAUUCAAAGGGAGAGGCCUAAUACCAGCGCUGAAACAAUCAUCAGUAUAAAACAGGAGAAACCCGACUCAAGUGAUGAAACAGUAUUAUCAGAAGAUUUAUCUAUUAGAAAAGAUGUUGAAGUGAACAGUAACAGGGGGCCGGGCCCAAGCCAAGCGGCUCUUGAUUAUCAGAUGCACAAUGAAAGCAAACGAGAAGAGUUGUUGAAUAUUCAAAUAAAGAAUGAAAAAACCAAAAUGAUGAUACUAGAGCAUCAGCUAAUAUACUGGAAAAAAAGAUCUAGUGCAUUAGAUUCGUAACGGGUUGCACAGAAAAUAAGAGUUAUUGAAAAGAAAUUAAAGGAUUCGUCAGUAACUUGUUGUGUAGCUCAUUCAAGGAGCUUGGAAUGGCAUCUUGCGUGUCCCGAGACAAUGAUGAUGACGAUGAUGAUGAUUGUAAUAAACAUUAUAUUUUGCUGA